CAUUUCUUGUGAAAUUACAGACCCACCCAAGGAAAGCUAGCAGAAUCCGAGUAAUGCCUUCUGUCGUUUGUCACGUCCUCUCUGGUCGCCUACCCCGGUCUUCCAUCGGAAUGCAAACAUUUGGGAUAAAGCCCUGACAAGUCGAGGCCCUGCUCUACGCCAACGCGAACCGUUCCCCGUCCGCUCUCUUCCUGGAGGAGGUGUCAGCCGCCAGGAAGUGUUCUGGCGUGGAUUCCCCUUCCUGGUGCGCUCUCGGGCCAGUUCCCCGGGAAACGUGGGCUUUCUAUUGUUUUCCGCUCCUGGGUUCCGGGAGGUGGCGUCACCUGACUUUGUAGAAGAGCUGGAGUAAAAGGCCGAUCCCGGACGCGCCUGCCCCAUGGGAGUCCAGGGGCUCUGGAAGCUGCUGGAGUGCUCGGGGCGGCAGGUCAGCCCCGAGGCCCUGGAGGGGAAGGUCCUCGCUGUGGAUAUCAGCAUUUGGCUCAACCAGGCGCUUAAAGGAGCCCGGGAUCGCCAUGGGAACGCCAUAGAGAAUGCCCAUCUUCUCACUUUGUUUCAUCGGCUCUGCAAACUCUUAUUUUUUCGAAUUCGCCCUAUUUUUGUGUUCGAUGGGGAUGCUCCACUGUUGAAGAAGCAGACUUUGGCAAAAAGAAGGCAGAGGAAGGAUUUGGCCUCCAGUGACUCCAGAAAAACUACAGAGAAGCUUCUGAAAACGUUUUUGAAAAGACAGGCUAUCAAAACUGCCUUCAGUAGCAAAAGAAAUGAAGCACUACCCAGUCUUACACAAGUUCGAAGAGAGGAUGACAUCUACGUUUUGCCACCUUUACAAGAGGAAGAAAAACAUACUUCAGAAGAAGAAGAUGAAAAAGAGUGGCAAGAAAGAAUGGAUCAGAAACAAGCAUUACAGGAAGAGUUCUUCCAUAAUCCUCACUCAAUAGAUAUUGAGUCUGAGGACUUCACCAGCCUACCCCCGGAAGUAAAGCAUGAAAUCUUGACAGAUAUGAAAGAAUUUACCAAGCGGAGAAGAACAUUGUUUGAAGCAAUGCCAGAGGAGUCCAAUGACUUUUCACAGUACCAACUCAAAGGCUUGCUUAAAAAAAACUAUCUAAACCAGCACAUAGAAAAUGUCCAAAAAGAAAUGAAUCAACAGCACUCAGGACAGAUCCAGAGGCAGUAUGAAGAAGAAGGGGGUUUUCUGAAGGAGGUAGAAUCGAGGAGAGUGGUCUCUGAGGACACUUCACAUUACAUCUUGAUAAAAGGUUUUCAAGCUAAGAAAGUGGAAGAAGUGGGUUUGGAGUCUCUUCCUUCUUCCAGCAAAAUGCACAACAUUUCUUUUGACAUGAAGUCAUCUCCCUGUGAAAACCCAAAGCCAGAGAAAGAACCUGAUGCCACCCCUCCUUCUCCAAGAACGCUGCUAGCUCUGCAAGCCGCCAUGCUGGGCAGUAGCUCCGAAGAGGAGCCUGAGAGUGGAGCCCCAAAGCAGCACAGCAAGAGGGGUGCUGCGCCAGACCAAGGCUCCGUAUCACCACGGACCCUCUUGGCCAUUCAGAGAGCUCUUGAUGAUGACGAAAAUGUGGGAGUGAGUGCCGGGGACAGCAUGCCGGCAGGAGGGCCAGGAGUGAGGACGCUGCUUAGAGACAGCCCCGGCCAAGAGCAUGCUGAAGGGCCUAAAGUGAGAGAAGGGGGAGCAGGGCUGCUCACCACGGGCCCCCCUCCAGCCAACGUGCACUUCCUGGAGGAGCCUGGGGCCAGCCCUGGCAGUGGAGAGGAGCUGACAGACUCGGUUCAUUUGUUGAGCACUCUAGUUAGUCAAGGCAGUAAGUCUGACGUUCCAGAAGAACACAUGCCACUCACUCACACGGAGAAGGGAGUCUCUCAGAUGAACAGUGAGUCCACAGAUAAGGCCAGGAAGGGUCCUCUUCCACACAGUGACAGGCCCGGGCUCCCCCGGGGACAGGAACUGACACAGACACCUCCCACAAGCACAGCUUCUGAACCCAGGAGCGAAGCACAUGCUGAGGAGCUCGAGGUGCGGGCAGGUCCUGGCCCUUCCCAGAGUGGAUAUGAUUCUGCUUUGUCAAGCGAUGAUGAAAGAGAAGCUGGAGCAAGGCCCGCUGAGGUCACUGGCAUCAGCACUUUACAAGAAAGGAGGGACAUAGUAAGUGUCCCUUCAGAGGCAGUAGGUAACCUAGAAAAUGCCAUGCCCUUAAAUGCUGCAGAGCACGAGGAUAUCCCCCAAACCAUCCAGGAAUGCGAAAUAACUACACCCGCGGGCCAGGAGCGAGUGUCAGUCCUGCAUUCCUUGGAACCAGUGGAGAUGGAGUCUGAAGAAAGUGAAUCUGAUGGAAGCUUCAUUGAAGUGCAGAAUGUGACAAGUGAUGAUGAACUUGAAGCUUCCGAACCUCCCUCUGAACAAAGUGAAGAGGAGCCAAGAGGAACUGAGGAGGAAGAAGCCCCUGGUGGCACCCAGAGCCUCCUACAGGACAACUCAGAAGGCGAGGACUCUGAUACUGACCCACGCAAAAAAGCUGAAAAGGAAGCAGAAGACUCCCUGGAUGAAUGGCAAGAUAUCAACUUGGAGGAGCUGGAAACCCUGGAGAGCAACCUCUUAGCACAACAGAAUUCACUCAAAGCUCAGAAGCAGCAGCAAGAGCGGAUCGCUGCCACUGUGACGGGACAGAUGUUCCUGGAAAGCCAGGAGCUCCUGCGCCUGUUUGGCAUUCCCUACAUCGAGGCUCCCAUGGAGGCGGAGGCGCAGUGUGCCAUCCUGGACCUCACCGACCAGACUUCUGGAACCAUCACCGAUGAUAGUGACAUCUGGCUGUUUGGAGCACGGCAUGUCUAUAAGAACUUUUUCAAUAAAAACAAAUAUGUAGAAUAUUACCAAUAUGUGGACUUUCACAACCAAUUAGGAUUAGAUCGGAACAAAUUAAUAAACUUGGCCUAUUUGCUUGGAAGUGAUUACACUGAAGGAAUACCAACUGUAGGCUGUGUAACAGCCAUGGAGAUUCUCAAUGAAUUCCCUGGACGUGGCCUGGAACCUCUCCUAAAAUUCUCAGAGUGGUGGCAUGAAGCUCAAAAAAAUAAGAAGAUAAGACCCAAUCCUUAUGACACCAAAGUGAAGAAAAAACUACGGAAAUUGCAACUCACACCUGGUUUCCCUAACCCAGCGGUUGCGGAUGCUUACCUCAGACCUGUGGUGGAUGACUCAAAGGGCUCGUUUCUGUGGGGGAAACCGGAUCUUGACAAAAUUAGAGAAUUUUGUCAGCGGUAUUUUGGAUGGAACAGGACUAAAACGGAUGAAUCUCUAUUUCCGGUAUUAAAGCAACUGGAUGUCCAGCAGACUCAGCUCCGGAUUGAUUCUUUCUUUAGGCUGGCUCAGCAGGAGAGGCAAGAUGCUAAGCGCAUUAAGAGCCAGCGACUCCACAGGGCCGUGACGUGUAUGCUGAGGAAGGAAAGGGAAGCGGCCACCAGCCAGGUGGAGGGAGAGAGUGAGACGCUGGGCCAGGCCCCGGGCAGCGCCCCGAAGAGGAGCCUCGCCGAGGAACCGCAGGAGGCCUCGAGCCUGAAGAGGAGGAGGCUGUCCGAGUCUGGAGGCCCCCCUGAUGGAUGCGGUGGGUUUUUGGGGCUGAGCUGCCUCUCGGAGUCCGGUGCCUCUUCGGGUGAGGAGGCCGGAGCUUCGCCGCCGAGGAACGUGCGCAGGAGAGGAGCUGGGGCCAGGCGCGGGGUCGGGCCCCGCGCUCCCGUGCAGGCGGCCGGGGUGAGCACCAGCAGCUCCAGCGAGGACGAGGAGGACCGCGGCGGGAGCGCCAGGGCCGCCCUGGUGACGGCCAGGCCCGUGUUUGGGAGGAGAAAAGGGAAGGCGAGCCGUGCCAGGGGAAGAGCGAGGCAAACCUGAUUCAGAAUCUGCCUUCUCCUCCGCGGCCGUGAGGACACAGUGAAAUUAAAUGCGUUGGCACAGUCUUCUUCGUA
Messenger RNA from Marmota flaviventris (yellow-bellied marmot), 3969 nucleotides. RefSeq names its product ERCC excision repair 5, endonuclease (gene Ercc5). Lineage: Eukaryota; Metazoa; Chordata; Mammalia; Rodentia; Sciuridae. Gene Ontology annotation, biological process: nucleotide-excision repair. Gene Ontology annotation, cellular component: nucleus. The record is from RefSeq and is a predicted model, not a curated record. Gene Ontology annotation, molecular function: DNA endonuclease activity; single-stranded DNA binding.